Molecule: messenger RNA, 1876 nt
Organism: Lingula anatina
Lineage: Eukaryota; Metazoa; Brachiopoda; Lingulata; Lingulida; Lingulidae
Product: methionine--tRNA ligase, mitochondrial
Biological process (GO): methionyl-tRNA aminoacylation
Molecular function (GO): ATP binding; methionine-tRNA ligase activity
Source: RefSeq, a predicted model, not a curated record
UUCAAGAUGUCUGCGCCCAUAAAAUAGAAAUGUGAUCGAGGUUUUGCACAAUUUAUUUGACAUUUGUCAUCAAUUAAGAUAGUGGUUAAAUGUCAGUUUUAUUUUUAGUCAACUAUCACACAAGAUGCAUUGGAUUAUAAAUAGAAAAACUCGCCUGAGGACUUUUAUCAGGUGUAAGAAACAUUUGGAGUUCGUUUUGCAAAACUCGCCGAAGAGCUUCGUUCAUGUCAGUCGUUUCUUCAGCUCGCGAGCUGGCUUUGGCUCUCAGGGAGAAACUACAAAGCCGUAUUUCAUCACCACUCCCAUUUUCUACGUAAAUGCAGAGCCACACAUAGGUCACAUGUACACAGCCUGUUUGGCUGAUGCUAUUCAGAGGUUUCAGCAACUUCAGGGCAGAGACACCAUAUUCUGCACAGGGACAGAUGAACAUGGGCUCAAGGUUCAACAAGCUGCUGAAAAACACAAAGUGCACCCAAAGGCAUUUUGUGAUAGAGUAUCAGGAACUUUCAAGGUUUUGUUUGGGAAAUGCAAUGUGGACUAUACUGACUUCAUAAGGACAACUGAAGAAAGACAUAAAAGAGCAGUUAAUGAAUUCUGGAAUGUUCUUGUUGCUAAAGGCUACAUUUACAAAGGAAGUUAUGAAGGAUGGUACUCAGUGAACGAUGAAUGUUUUGUAUCUGAAGCACAAGUGCAGGAUGCUGCUGAUGGCAGUGGAAAAGUGUCUAUAGAAUCUGGGCAUCCAGUAGAAUGGAACCAAGAGGAAAAUUACAUGUUUCGCCUGUCUCUGUUCAGAUCCGAGUUAGAUAAGUGGCUGGAUGAAGAAGUGGUCCAGCCUUCAGUAUAUAAAGGUUUGGCCAAAUCUUAUCUGCAGAAUCUCACAGACCUUUCAAUAUCUCGUGGGAGAGAGCGUCUAUCGUGGGGCAUACCUGUCCCGGGCGAUGAUACUCAGACUAUAUAUGUCUGGCUUGAUGCCUUGGUGAACUACCUGACAGUGGGCGGGUACCCAGAGCAGGGAUUUCAUUGGCCAGCAGACUGUCAUGUGGUCGGAAAAGACAUUCUGAAGUUUCAUGCCAUUUACUGGCCAGCAUUUUUGAUGGCAGCUGGUCUGGACCCCCCAAGAAACAUACUCUGCCACUCACACUGGCUACGAGACCAGAAGAAGAUGUCCAAAAGUAAAGGCAAUGUAGUUAACCCAAUGGAGGUGAUGGACCGAGUCACCCCCGAGGGUCUCAGGUAUUUUCUGUUAAGGACAGGAAUGUUGGAAUGGGAUGCUGACUUCACAGAUGAGCGCCUUAUUGACGUUUUAAAUAGUGAACUUGCCAAUGUUCUUGGUAACAUAGUCAGUAGAGUGACGGCAAAGAAGUUGAACCCAAAGCACUGUUACCCUCCUUUCAUGCCAGAAGUCUGGGAAGAGUUUUGUCAGGAGGAAGAUAGGGUUCUGCUGGAAAAACUAAAAGAGCUGCCAGGUAAAUUUUUUUCUGUCAAGCUACUCUUGACGAUUGGUGAAGUUACCCAACAUUACCAGAAUUAUCACGUCCCACGAGCGGCAGAUGCCAUUUCAGAGGUACUUCAUCUUACAAAUCAGUUUCUCGACCGAAAUGCACCGUGGAAACUCAUCAAAGACCCCACCAAUGCUUGUCAUGUGAGCAAUAUUCUUCACAUCGCAACAGAGGCGUCACGUGUCAGUGCCAUCUUGCUACAGCCGAUUAUCCCAUGUUUAGCUGAUCAACUUUUGACUUAUUUAAAUAUCCCGCCCCGGGACAGAAUGUGGGACAGCGUGGGGAAGACUGUCACAGACCAACGAGCUUUUACGUCUAAACAAUAUAUCUUCUUUGAGAGGUUACAGUCUUGAUGCAUAGACAAAAUUAAGAGGAAA